Chanos chanos (milkfish) is the source of this 1702-nucleotide messenger RNA. RefSeq names its product zinc-binding protein A33. The coding region runs from base 39 to 1352 and encodes 437 amino acids. Gene Ontology annotation, molecular function: protein binding. Lineage: Eukaryota; Metazoa; Chordata; Actinopteri; Gonorynchiformes; Chanidae. The transcript has 11 exons. The record is from RefSeq and is a predicted model, not a curated record.
UCCACUCACUCACGGAGCCACUCAAUAAGCAACUCAAGAUGAAAAGCAUCCUCAAAGAAAGAAAUCCCAAGGUGAAACUUCUGGCAAAUCUGGAAAGUCAGAGCCACUCCAUUGGAGCCGUGCGCUGGACUCUCCCCGAGGAGAGUGCCCAAGUCCACAGUUCUGCCCCAAGUAACCCUUUCAAGACUAACGUCCCUUCCACGCGCUCACAGCAGAGGCAGCGUCAGCAGGGCCUAAAAGAUCUCCGCAGCCUACAGGAGUGCAUCCGGUUUAUCAACCACUGGAAAGAACAGGUGGCCCAAGUUUGUAACAAGGCAAAUGAUGCAGGUGAGGGGACGAGCAGGUGGGUGGCAGAACAUGAGACAGACCCCCGUGUGGAACGUAGCCUGGAGGAGAGCCGCAAACUCAUUCUGCAGUGGGCUGAUGAACUUAAGAGUGUGAACAAGCUCUGCCAAGACAGUCCUUGGAUGAAGACAAGAUUUGAGCAGGAUCACACAGAGAAAUCAGAAGAAAUUGUGGAACAGAAUGAGAUAGUGGAGCAAAGAAUCAUGGAAUGGGCCAAGGAGCUGCAGAGUGUGUCUGAGAGCUGUGGCAUGUUGGGAGAUGAGUUGGCCCAGGCACUGCGUCUCCUGGGUAUAAAGAAGAAGAGACUGAUGAACCUGAUGCCUCUGCUAGAAUUCAUCACAUGGUGCCUCCUAAACGAAGAUAGCAAGGGUAUGGUCUCACAGAUGUGGCUCUCAGCCAAACAGCGUACUUGGAAAGCAGGCACUCCACGCUAUAUCCCCAAAUCAGUGUGGAGCUGGGUCUGUAGUGCAGCUGAGGACGUGACACUUGACCCCAUGACCAAUCACCCAUGGCUGCAGCUCUCUGAAGACCAGAAGAAAGUUCAGGAAGGCUUAAAGGAGGAGGACCUGCCCUAUAGUCCACAGCGCUUUGACGGCUGGCCCUGUGUAUUGGGCUGGGAGGGCUACGUGAGUGGCCGGCAUUACUGGGAGGUGGACCUAGCCAACAACGGUUACUGGCGUGUGGGGAUGACCAGUGCCUCUGCCCCAAGAAAGGGCCGUUUCCAAAUGUGCCCCUCCAAGGGUUACUGGACCCUGUGGCGUAGCACAAGGCAAUUUUACGCCUGCACCAAUCCCGAGACGUCGCUGCCAGUCACACUGGUGCCUCGCAAGCUAGGCAUCUAUCUGGACUACGAGGAGGGCCAGAUUUCCUUCUACAACGCCGAAAACAAGUCUCACGUAUUCACUUUCACGGGGCACUUCCGCGAGAAGCUCUACCCAGUCUUUGCUCCGCUGGAUGGCAGAACCCUUAUCACCGUCUCCUCACCCAAAACCACUGGCUGCUUAUAAAAAGAGGGCGGACCAACUGCACAGCACCACCCACAGGCCAUCCAAAAUGUCCAUUCAGUGGAUCCAUGGCACGCCUGAGUCGGUUUUAUUUCCUGUACUUUAUCCCACCCACUACCAUGAUGGGCAGGUCCCCUCCAGUUGUGCGUACAGUAAGAGAUACUCUCUCAUGUAGAAAAAGAUGGAUGUUUCCUUUUAUCACAACCUCAUGGAAAGAUCGACCAUAACAGAUGUAUGUUUAUCUGUUUAUCUGUGUAUUUUUAUAUAAGCUGAACCUUUGCACUUUUAAUGUAGCCUAUAUAUUCGAUAAACUAUAAGAUAAUGUAGGUGUUGUAUGACAGGUCAUUUCAAUA